UUCCUUAUCUUUCUUGGUAUCAUAACUUGUCAUACCAACAAAAGGAAAAAAAAAAUGGGAAAUUUUCAUUGGAAUUAUGCAGCGCUCAUCUUUGUGUUGAUGCCUUGUUUCUUUGCACUGGAGACGAUAGCAUCAACAACGGAAGCUGAAGCUCUUCUGAAAUGGAAGAGCGGGCUGUCAGUGUGUGAUGACGGGUUCUCUUUUCCACUCAAUUCAUGGUCACUAUCCAACCUAGGAAACCUUUGUAAUUGGAGGGGCAUUGUCUGCAAUGGUGGUGGAGCUGUCUCGGAGAUCAAUCUUCCUAAUGUUGAUCUCUGUGGUACUCUUCACCACCUCAAUUUCACUUCUUUUCCUAGCCUCACUGGUUUCAACAUCAGUGAAAACUUAUUCAAUGGAUCAAUCCCUCCUGCCAUCGGUGAUUUAUCCAACUUGGUCUUCUUGGACUUGAGCUACAAUUGGUUUCAUGGAAACAUACCGCCACAGAUUGGGAACUUGACGGAGCUUCAGCACCUCAACCUUAAUAGAAACAUGUUCAUUAGUGGAGUUAUUCCUCAUCAGAUUGGGAACUUGAGAGAGCUUCAGUACCUGGACCUUAGUGGCAACGAUAUGAGGGGAGUUAUUCCUCAUCAGAUUGGGAACUUGAGAGAGCUUCAGUACCUGGACCUUAGUGGCAACGAUAUGAGGGGAGUUAUUCCUCAUCAGAUUGGGAACUUGAGAGAGCUUCAGUACCUGGACCUUAGUGGCAACGAUAUGAGGGGAGUUAUUCCUCAUCAGAUUGGGAACUUGAGAGAGCUUCAGUACCUGGACCUUAGUGGCAACGAUAUGAGGGGAGUUAUUCCUCAUCAGAUUGGAAACCUUCAAAAGGUAUGGUUCCUAGACUUUGGGAAUAAUAAUCUGUUUUUAGAUGCUUCUGAUGACUGGUUGUCUAAAGUUAAGAGUUUUCCUAUGCUGAGACAUUUCAGUUUGGCCGGGAUUACAUUGAUAUCGUUCCCUGAUUUCAUACUAUGUUUUCGCAACCUAACUUAUCUUGAUUUGAGUGCAACCGGUUUGAAUGGAUCAAUUCCUGAGUCAUUGUUCACCAACUUGGAGAAGCUUGAGCAUCUCGAUCUUUCUUACAAUGAAUUUUCCGAGCCUUUAUCACCUAACAUUAACAAUCUGUCUAGCCUCAAACAUCUUCUAUUGUCACACAAUCAAUUCCAAGGUGAAAUCCUAUAUUCUAUAGGCCAACUCAAAAAUCUUCAAGUCUUGCACAUUAGCCAUAAUCUCUUGAAUUCAACUAUUCCUUCAUCACUGUCUUCUUUGACCAAAUUGUCUAAUCUGGACUUAUCAAGUAAUUUUAUUCCCGGUAAUAUUUCACCCCAUCUCAUCUCCAAUUGGACCAAGCUAACAACUUUGGAUCUUGGAGACAAUUCCUUCAAUGGCAGUAUUCCAUCUGAAAUUGGUUUGCUCACAAAUCUUGUAUACCUUUCCUUGAAAGAGAACAAGAUUCCAGGCACUAUUCCACCAGAAAUAGGAAACUUACAGAGUUUGACUUUCUUAGAUUUGUCUAAAAAUAGUCUUUUUGGUCCAAUACCUAAAACAAUUGGAAACCUCACAAGUCUCAUUCAUCUAAAUCUUUCCACCAAUAAUCUUUUUGGAAUGCUUCCACCUCAAAUUGGAAACUUGCAAAAUUUGGAUAUUUUAUGGUUGUCAGAAAACCAACUCUAUGCUCCAAUACCUCACACAAUUGGAAACCUCACACGCCUCAGUACUCUAGAGCUUUUCUCCAACAAUCUCAACGGAUCACUUCCACCUUGCAUAGGAAAGUUGAAACAUUUGAUUGAAAUAGACCUGUCAAAAAACAAUUUCUCCGGUCUAAUACCUCAGACAAUUGGGAACCUCUCAUACCUCCAAGUUCUAAUCGUUUCUAGUAAUAGACUCACCGGAACACUUCUACCUAAGGGUGGAAAUUUAACAUCAAUGCAUUUGUCUCCAACCAUUUGCAAUUUAGGUUCUCUCCUAAUUUUGGAUUUAGCCAACAAUUUGUUACUUGGGUUAAUUCCCCAAUGUUUGGUUAACACCAAUGAAGAUCUUGUUGUGUUGGACUUGCACCAGAAUCAAUUUCACGGUUCAAUUCCAACAAUUUUUAAGGCAAAUUCUUUGUUGACACUUAAUUUGCGUGAUAACCAAUUGGAGGGAAAUUUACCGCAAUCUUUAAUCAAUUGUAAAGUGUUAGAAGUUCUUGAUCUUGGACACAACAACUUGAAUGGUACAUUUCCAAUGUGGGGAUUUGCCUACAUGGUUUUUCAAGUAUUUUAA
Molecule: messenger RNA, 2298 nt
Organism: Ipomoea nil (Japanese morning glory)
Lineage: Eukaryota; Viridiplantae; Streptophyta; Magnoliopsida; Solanales; Convolvulaceae
Product: probable LRR receptor-like serine/threonine-protein kinase At4g36180
Exons: 3
Coding region: 55-2298 (747 amino acids)
Molecular function (GO): protein binding
Source: RefSeq, a predicted model, not a curated record